AUGGCUGUGGCCGCGGCUCCGUCUCUCGCCCUUCCCCCACCUCCGCGCUCCACCAAAGAAUCCCAACGCGCACCCCGCCAUGCGCCGCGGGACGUUGUCUCCUGGACGUCCACCAUCGCGCGCGCGGCGCGACAGGGUGACCUGCAUGCGGCGGCUGCGUCUCUCUGCGCUAUGCUCUCCUCCCCCGCUGCGCCGGCUCCGAACGACGUCACGCUGCUUACCGUCCUCUCCGCCUGCGCCGGCUCCCCAUCCUCGCCACUAGCCCGCCCCCUCGCCCUCACCCUCCACGCCCGCGCGCUCAAGCUAUUCCCCUCCCACCUCCUCCUCUGCACCUGCCUCGAGCGGUUCUACCUCGCGUCCCGCCUCCCGCACCUCGCGCUCCAGCUGUUCGACACAAUGCCUGUCCGCUCCGUCGUCACCUACAACACUAUGAUCUCCGGGCUUAUGCGGAACGGCCUCGUGGACGCGGCGUUCGAGGUGUUCGACGGGAUGCCCGGCCCGGACAAGGUCUCAUGGACGGCGCUCAUCGACGGGUUCGUCAAGAACGGGCGCCAUGACGAGGCCAUCGACUGCUUCCGCGCCAUGCUGCUGGACGGCGUCAAGCCAGACUACAUCACGUUGAUGGCCGUCGUAUCUGCAUGCGCGGAGGUAGGCGCGCUCGGGCUCGGGAUGUGGGUGCACCGGCUCGUGCUCAGGCAGGGAUUGGAGCGCAAUGUCCGCGUUGCCAACUCGCUGAUCGACAUGUACGCGCGGUGCGGACAGGUGAACCUCGCAGCGCAGGUGUUCCGCUCCAUUAGGAAGCGGACGGUGGUCUCCUGGAACUCGAUGAUCGUCGGGUUCGCAGCCAAUGGCCGAUGCACGGACGCGAUCGAGCUCUUCGAGGAGAUGCGGAGGCAGGGGUUCAAGCCGGACGCGGUGACGCUCACCGGCGUCCUCACGGCUUGCAGCCAUGCCGGUCUCACUGAGCACGGCCUGAGGUACUACGACCUCAUGACGACAGAGUACGGUGUCGCUGCGCGGAUGGAGCACUACGGGUGCGUGGUCGACCUGCUCGGCCGUGCCGGGCAAUUGGACGAGGCGAUGCACGUGGUGGAGACGAUGCCGAUGCGACCCAACGAGGUGGUGCUCGGGGCACUCCUCGCGGGCUGCCGGAUGCACGGCGACCUGGACAUGGCCGAGCAGCUGAUGCAGCACCUCUUCGAGCUAGACCCCGGGGGCGACGCCAACUACGUGCUGCUUUCCAACAUCUACGCGGCCGUCGGGAAGUGGGACGGCGCGGGGAAGGUCCGAAGCCUGAUGAAAGCGCGCGGGGUGAAGAAACGGCCGGGGCACAGCACCGUGGAGAUCGAUGGCGAUGUGCACGAGUUCGUGUCGAGCGAUCGGUCCCAUCUGCAGGCCGAGGAGAUCGGCCAGAUGCUUGGGCUACUGAGGCACGAGAUGGCAAUGUAUGUUUGUGAUGAUCAUGGAAGCAGCAGCUUGGAUGGGGAUUGA
Messenger RNA from Miscanthus lutarioriparius, 1491 nucleotides. NCBI's taxonomy places the organism in Eukaryota, Viridiplantae, Streptophyta, Magnoliopsida, Poales, Poaceae. The record is from the annotation of a GenBank genome assembly.